AAAACGUUUAUGGAUCAAUAUCCAAUAUGGCAACAGCACAAUGCGUUGCAACCAUGGACCUAUGAAGAAAGCCAGCUGGAUGCUAUUGGUUUAGUUCAAACUGGACGAUGUACAGGUGGAAAAACUGCUCCGAUGAACCAAACCCAGCUCGUUUGUCGUGGAGCAUCAAUGAAAACAUCACACUAAUUUGUUGUGGUGAGCAGCAUACUUUAUUCCUCACCGGCGAUGGCACAGUGUUGUCCUGCGGCCAAAACUCCAAAGGACAACUUGGUCGAAAUAGUCUCGAAGAUCUGACGAAGCCAGGACGUGUGUCAGGUUGUAGCAGAGCGGUGAGCUUGGCCUGCGGUCAGGACCACUGCCUCUCGCUGUCUGCAACUGGAGACCUGCACUCAUGGGGGGCUGGUGGCGAUGGACAACUGGGCGUUGGACGCACAACGCCUGUGGUCCAAACACCAAGUCUUCUGCAUUUCCGUGUACCAGUAAUCCAAGUAGCGUGUGGAAACUCCCAUUCCUUGGCUUUGACGAAAGCCGGAGACGUCUUUUCGUGGGGCUCCAACAGUCACGGCCAGCUGGGGCUAGGGAAGGAUGUGUGCGUGCAGCCCUGUCCGGCCCUGGUGCUCUCUCUCACGGGGAUACCGGUUACCCUGGUGGUGGCCGGCGGGACCCACAGCCUGUUCAUCGCUCUCUCAGGCCUGGUCUACUGCUGUGGGAACAACAAACUGGGCCAACUGGGACUCAACAGAGUGGACGAGAAGGGUAGAUUUAGAAUUAUGCCAGUACCAUCCCUCAAACCAAUAGAGGUCGCCACUGCAAGCUGUGGCGCAGAACACUCAGUUGUCCUGACAAAGGAUGGGAAGGUUCUCACCUUUGGUGAUGGAAGCCACGGUCAGCUGGGCCAUCGUUCUACUGCCGGUGAACUCAUCCCCCGACAGGUCCAGGGCAUCGACGAACCCGUCGCACAGAUUGCAUGCGGCAGCCACCACACCUUAAUAUUGGGCUCAUCCGGCCACAUUUGGACCUUUGGCAGCAGGGUUAAAGGUCAAAGUGGGAGUGAUGGUUCUCUUGUACAAGUGCCAUGGACCACUGAUGGUGCAGCAGCUGUACCCAAUGAGUUGAAAAUAGCGGCUGGAUGGAACACAAACUUUCUCUACUCAGCCGCCGAGAGUUUGACGAGGGACCGUCACUUGACCAUAAGGCGGUUUGAUGAAAAAAAACUAAAAAAGUGGCAGGCGAUGGAAAUAGGCGAUCAGGAGGCUAUAGAGGAAAUACUGUCUAUGUUUGUUUCAAGUUCGAGCCUUGUUGCUGCUUUCGCAAAACCCAAUCUGUCUCCAUCGACUACAGGGGAAUUGAUUGCUGAUGUUGAGGCUGCUGCCAAGACUUUUGAUCAGAUGAUGCAGAUUCCAUGGAUCAAACAAAGAAUCGUUUUUGCCGAUAUUGUCGAUCCUCUCCUAAAAGCAAUGUCUGUGCUGAAGUCCCCUGAUGUACUCCUGGUUCUUCUGACAUGUCCUCUUCUCCAAGAGGACCACAACGUGAUAGAUGAGGUCAUCCCCCUGGCUCUCAUUAUCAGUGGGCUUAAUGAAAAGAUGUCCGGGUUAAUAAGAGGCUGUUGGUCUUCCCUGCCCCCUGCCAUCCUGACCAGACACAUUGCCGUGUUCAAAUGGGCCCUGUCCUUCUUUCUCCGGAAUAAGCUUCUGGUGUCUCAUGACAAUAUGGUAAAAAUGGUUCUGGAGACCCUCAGGAUGCUCUUCAAGGCUAAUAAAGCGGGGCGGUCCCUGAAGGUUCCACUGAGUACUUUCUACAUUGACCAAAUAGAACACUUGUACGAUCCUGUUGUGGAUGUGGGCCUUUGGGCUGCAUGCUAUCAAAAGGAGGAGGAUGAGAACACACCAGCCAUAUUCUGCCGGUUUCCAUUUGUGUUAAAUCUCCCUUGCAAGUUGACCGCCUUUAGCAUCUGCACAAUUUUUCUCAAGGAUAAACAACGUCGAGAGUUACUUGUUUCCCAGGCAGAAAUUGACAGUAGUAUCUUGGAGAACCCUGAAGCAGUGCCAGGGUUCCAGCUCAAACUGAGACAAACAAACCUUGUUGAAGAUACUUUCCGCCACCUGUCUUCAGCCGACCACUCUCUUUUCGAGAGCCAAAUCUUGGUGCAGUUCAAAGAAGCACUGGAACUGACAGAGAUCAGCAAAGAAGACUUCUUCAUCAACGUGUUCGAGGAGCUCAUGAACCCCGGUUCAAAUAUGUUCAUGUAUAACGAAGGCCAGACGCUAGCUUGGUUCCCGGCCCAGGUUGAACCGCCAAAAUUGGAGAAGUACUUCCUGUUUGGAGUUCUAUGUGGCAUUGCCUUGUACAACCACCACAUCAUCAAACUGCCUUUCCCAUUAGUUCUCUUCAAGAAGCUGGUCAACGUGAAACCAUCCUAUCAAGACAUGAAAGAAUUUCAGCCAGUAGUAGCAGAGGGUUUGCGUUGCAUUUUGGAAGACUACACCUCAGAGGACUUUGAGAAGUUGGACCUCAGCUUCAGGGUGGACUGGGAUGGCAGAGAAGUGGAACUUGAUUCAACAACAGAAGGGAAGCCUGUCUCAUUUUCCAACAAGAAAGAGUUUUUCGACGCCUACAUCAACUACGCCUUCAACCAAUCUGUAGAACCGGUGUUCGAGGAGUUCAAGAGGGGCUUCUUCAAGGUGUGCAUCAGAGAAGUGGUGGAGUUCUUCGAACCGAAAGAGUUACGAAGCUUGAUGGUGGGCCAGGAGUUCACUGACUGGAAUGUGAUGAAGCAGAACACGGUGUAUGCUGGAGAGUACAGCGAAACACAUCCCAAUAUCUUAACCUUCUGGGAGGUAUUUGAAGAACUGACUGGGGACAAAAAGAAAGAUUUUCUCUUGUUCCUCACAGGUCUGGAUCGUGUACCCAUUAUCGGUAUAUCAGAAGUAAAGAUGAGGGUGGCGAUCCUUCCCAAUUCCACAGAACUCCAUUUCCCAGAAGCCAUCCCCUGCCAAUCCAUGUUACUGCUACCAAACUACAGGAGAUAUCCCACCAAGAGGAGGCUAAGAAGCAUGCUGUCGGCAGCCAUUCGCUACACUAAAGGAUCCUGGCAGGACAAACUUAAUAAGUUCGGGCACACCAUAUAUCCGUAAUUUGGGUUCAUUUAUUUAGCAUUAAAGAUGUUCAGUCAUUGAUUAUGUAAACACA
This is a messenger RNA of Gadus morhua (Atlantic cod), 3189 nucleotides long. RefSeq names its product probable E3 ubiquitin-protein ligase HERC6. The transcript has 23 exons. Gene Ontology annotation, cellular component: cytoplasm. NCBI's taxonomy places the organism in Eukaryota, Metazoa, Chordata, Actinopteri, Gadiformes, Gadidae. The record is from RefSeq and is a predicted model, not a curated record. Gene Ontology annotation, molecular function: ubiquitin-protein transferase activity. Bases 108 to 3134 code for a protein of 1008 amino acids.